UGGCCAUCUCUCUCAUUUCCUCACAUCUUCUUCCUCUAAAAAUCAAAAGAAAAUCCAAGAAAAGAAAAAUAUUAAUUAUUACAAGUUUCUUCUCUCCAUUAUAUUUACACACGCACUUCUCUUCCCUUUAGUCAUAUAACCCACACCAAAAGAGGAAAAAAUAAAACCCAUCAAACACUACAACCAAAAUGGAUAUUGUUAGUAAUAACAAAGCAAUAAUGCUAAAAGUUAUGGACCAACUCGUUCAAGGCCAUGAGUUGGCCACUAAGCUUCAACAGCUCCUCUCUCAACACGGGUCGGGUCGUGGUGCAGCAGGGGAUCUCGUGGCUAAAAUCUCGGCAUCUUUUAGUGACACAAUCUCUGAUCUUGAUUCCUUUGAACCCAUCCCCUCCUCUCUCUUCACCGCCGUUGAAGGCUCUCAAAAUGCUUCCUGCAACAACGACGGCAAGCUUGAGGAUUCCGUUGAUAGUCGGAAAAGAUUGGGACCCGUCAAGGGUAAAAGAGGAUGCUACAAGAGAAAAAAGAGAGCUGACACGUGGACUGUAGAGUCAACUCUACUUGAGGACGCAUUUUCUUGGAGGAAAUAUGGAAAAAAGGAGAUUCUUAAUGCCAAAUUCCCAAGAAGUUACUUUAGGUGCACACAUAAAUACACUCAAGGGUGCAAGGCAACAAAGCAAGUACAGAAGCUAGAGCUCGAACCCAGGAUGUUCAGUAUCACAUACAUUGGAAACCACACGUGCGACACGGACGAAGUAACACCAAAUAUCAAUCCUUGUGUUCAUCAUGAUGACGGCAUCAUGGAUUCUGAAGAGUUCAAGUGUCCUAGUUUGAGGACCUCGAUGAAUGAAGAGGAAGAUAACCAUCAUCAUGGUUCGUCCACGGAGAGUGACUUGCAAUUGGUGUGGCAAGAAAUGUUGGUGUUUGGAGAGGAACAUAAUCAUCAUCAUCAUGAGGCUAUUUAUGGUUGCGGUGAAACUAGUGCAUCUAUUUAUGGUUUGGAUACCACGGAUCUUUGGAGUUGGCAGCGAUUUCCGGUUCAACGAUAAUGAGCAGCUCUCUUACUUCGAACCAUGUUUGAAUCUAGCUUAAUUUUACAUUAUUAUAGUCUACCGAAUGUAAUAUCUAUAUUUUCAUUAUAUAGCUCUCUUUUUGUAUUCUCAUUUCUUAACUAAUUUAUCAUUUUUCGCUGAA
Messenger RNA from Brassica napus (rape), 1191 nucleotides. RefSeq names its product probable WRKY transcription factor 70. The record is from RefSeq and is a predicted model, not a curated record. Gene Ontology annotation, biological process: regulation of DNA-templated transcription. Bases 189 to 1046 code for a protein of 285 amino acids. Gene Ontology annotation, molecular function: DNA-binding transcription factor activity; sequence-specific DNA binding. The transcript is spliced from 3 exons. Lineage: Eukaryota; Viridiplantae; Streptophyta; Magnoliopsida; Brassicales; Brassicaceae.